Ostreobium quekettii is the source of this 420-nucleotide messenger RNA. NCBI's taxonomy places the organism in Eukaryota, Viridiplantae, Chlorophyta, Ulvophyceae, Bryopsidales, Ostreobiaceae. The record is from the annotation of a GenBank genome assembly.
AUGGCCCUUUCCACGAGCUGCAGGAGGUUGCUCUUUUUGGGCGUGGAGAAGUCCAGUGCCGUCUUCGUGUACGACAUCACCAACCCCCGGAAGCCGCUGUGGCAAUCCGCGGUGUACCCCGGCAUGCACAACACCACCUGGGCGGAGCUAUUUAACGAGAAACUCAUAACAGACGUGGACCCGGAAGCGGUUGAGUUCAUCGACGAGGAGCACAGCCCAACAGGAGAGCCGCUGUUGGUGGUCGCCGGCUCUUUGAGCGGCACGGUGUCCAUCUACAGGGUGUCGAACUUCCUUCCUGUGGGCGCCAGCGCCCCGAAAACUUCCAGACGAACAGCUGGCGUCAUAAUCCCUACCGCUGACCCUACUACCACCGUUGCUGUCAAUGCACGACUCAUCAGCAAGGUAGAGCCAGAUGAUUAG